UAAAGUGUGUAUACAACUAACGGCCCUAAUUAUCAGCUAAAUCUUUUAAAAUAUAAUGGUAUCUUAGGGUUUCUCUAAAUUCAUUCUUGUGUCACAGAGUUUAAUAAUGUUUAUUACUCAGGAAUCUUAAAGUCGAGUUUAUGAGAUUCCUUGUUUUUCCAAUUUAAUUCUGGACAUUUUGUCUCUAAUUUACCGUUAUUUUAGUUUGUUAUAUAUUAAUUCACUUCAUUUGACUGGUAUCUCGAAAUGUCGAUUCUGCCCAUUCUUCUAUUUUUGUUUGCUCAGGCGAUUUCCGGGAUGAAACCAGCCGGAAACACAUGCCGCCUUCCAGCCUUAAACAAUACUAUGAACAGGUGUGUUCAAACCUUAAAGGAUUUAUCAAACGGCUUACUGUCAAUUCCCAAUAAUACUGUUCACAAGUUCCAUGUGAAGAAAUCGUUUGACGGUGGAAAGAACGUGGUGAGUGUUCAUUUGGGCAAAUCAGAUGACUUGGUCAAGCCCAUGAUGUACUCCAACGAGAACUCACUUGACCCUAAUGUUAAGCCCAAAUUCCAGAAAAACUAUCUUAAUCUUGAUGAGUUAUCAGUAAACUACACACAUAAACUUGAUCAAGAUCUAUCUUAUACCGGUAACGUUGUAAUUGAUUUACCAAGAACUGCCCAAAUUUUCCUUAAAGGGGUUGGAGGUGCUGAGGUGAAAACUGUCAAUGUUGACACCCGUGACGUUCUAAAGAGACUAGAUUUCAUUCUUAGAUAUCGCAAUACACUGGUUGGAGGAUCAUACAACUUUCGCUCAAAGGAGAAGAGUGUUGAGUUGAUUCAGAGGUUGGAGAACCUGUACAGGUUAUAUGGCAAGAACAUGAAUGUUACACCAAAGUUGGAAUUAAUGUUUGACAAAAACAAUAAACUGUCAACUAGAGCUUGCCUAGUCAUGAAAAGAGAUAAUUUAACAAUUACACCAAUCAUUUAUCCAAACCAAAAAAAAUGCGAAUUGGCGGCUGAAGCAAAGUUAACUGACGAGGUUAAGUUCGGAGUGUUCGUUAGCAAGGACAAGAAUUUGUACUUGAACCUAAGCUAUGAAUCAAACUGGGGGAAACAUUCAUGGCAGCAAUUUUCUCUACGAUUCGUACUAUCCGACGUAUUGAAAUCAUACGCAUAUCUACAGAAUGAACUCCAACUUUAAUAUGAUUUAAACUUUUAUGGUCACAA
This is a messenger RNA of Theileria parva strain Muguga, 1208 nucleotides long. RefSeq lists its product as uncharacterized. The record is from RefSeq and is a predicted model, not a curated record. Bases 247 to 1182 code for a protein of 311 amino acids. The transcript has 7 exons. NCBI's taxonomy places the organism in Eukaryota, Apicomplexa, Aconoidasida, Piroplasmida, Theileriidae.